AUGGUGACUGAUAUCGAGUCGGUUCUGUUUGAUGAGAUGACAUCUGUCAAUAGUCAAUUAAUUUCAUUGGCAAGCAAAGUUAAAUUGGUUGAUAAUCGUUACUUUGUGAACAACAGCGGUAUGAUCGAUGAAUUUAUUGAAAAUAUACACGAAUUUUUAAAACAAGUCGAUAUUCAUAGACGAAAGGUUUCGUCCGAACAAUUAAAUUCGGAUAACUUGUUUCAUAUUUACCAAUUUUUAGAUUUGAAAAACCUUGUUCAUUGCUGUCAAUUAGUUUGUAAAUCAUGGAAACAAACUCUAAAUCGAGUAAAUUUCACUGUAAAAGUUGACAAGUCAAAAACAAUGAUUGGUCAAUUGGUAAAGAGUUCACUAAUUACAAAUGUAACAUCAUUGAGAAUGCAACAUCCAACUUCUGACAUGUUUAAAUCACUUUCUAGUUGUAAAAAAUUGCAGAAUUUGAAAACUUUGGAUUUGAAUUACUCACGGUUGGGGAAAACAGCUGUUAAAUAUUUGGCGAAAUGUCAAAUGCCAAAUUUAACAGAACUCAAGUUGAAUAAUGCUAGUAAUUUUACAGAAAUUGAGGCAAAGGAACUGUUUCAUAGCAGUUCAUUACUGUCAAAUAUCAAGAAAUUGGAGAUUCAACAUGAAAUGUCAAAAGAAUUUAUUGAAAUUCUUUCAAAUUCAAAAUAUUUAAAGAAUCUUUCACAUUUAAAUUUGAAAUCACUCAAAAUGGAAACUGGAAAUUAUGGACUUGAUUUGUGUUUGAAAGAUAAGAAUGAUUUGGAACGUUUGGAAAUUAGACGUUUCAAUCUGACAAAUUAUCCAAAAUUACUGACAGAUGGCAGCUUUAUGAAUCUUACUUUCCUAGAUAUUGCUCACUGCUCUAUUUCUAAUAGGGAAUUAGGUGAUUUGUUAGUUUCUCCAAAUUUGCCUAAACUUGCCACUCUUCAUGCAAGCUGUUCAAGCACAGACAAUUCAAUUAUUGAACUACCUACAGAUAUUCACACGAGAUCAUCACUCACAGAUUUGAAUUUUUCCAAUAUUGCAUCAUUUCCUUCAUUGGCCAAUUAUUGCACAAAUCUUUUAAAACUAACAAUCAUAAUACCUUCAAUAGAGAAGAAAUCAAGCAAUGCCUUAAUUGACCUAAUAAGUUCACCAAAUUUAUCCAAUUUGAAACGAUUAGACAUUUCAUGCUGGGAUGAGAUAUUUGAAAUACUAUUCACAAGUCCAAAUUUUACUAAAUUGGAGGAAUUACAUUCUUAUCCAACUGACUUUAGGAAUACUGAAGAACUAUUGACUACAGAACUUAUUUUGAAUUGUAAAACUCUAAUCAAUUUGAGAUUGUUUCAAUGGUAUGGAAUGCGACAAGUUACCUCUGAAGAAGGUGAAGAAGCUUUCUUUAAAAAUCCCACAUUUUCCAAGUUGAAUUUUGAUUAUCAAGAAUUUAACUAG
Naegleria gruberi is the source of this 1452-nucleotide messenger RNA. RefSeq lists its product as uncharacterized. The coding region runs from base 1 to 1452 and encodes 483 amino acids. The transcript has a single exon. The record is from RefSeq and is a predicted model, not a curated record. NCBI's taxonomy places the organism in Eukaryota, Heterolobosea, Eutetramitea, Acrasida, Naegleriidae. Gene Ontology annotation, molecular function: protein binding.